AUGGCGAUGGCGGCGAGCGGGAUCUCGAGGGUUGCCCCUCGUCUGUUGGGUUCUGUAGACUCUUCAUCCAGCAGACCAGCCGGUGGGGGAUCAGGGGCAGUGGGCUUCUCAAGACCUUCAAACCGUAAUCUUUCGGCCGCGUCAUCGUCCCUCGUUGCAGGGGAGUUGAGGCUUCCCUCCGCUGUUUCUCGAAGCUGUGGGAGAUCAUCGGCGGUCCGGUCGCCGGUCGUCGUGUCCCCGAAGGCUGUUUCUGACUCCAAGAGCUCGCAGACCUGUCUCGAUCCCGAGGCCAGCAGGGUGAGUCUGGUUUUUUCUCUGUUUCUUUUGUUGAUCGAGAACUCCACCUCUUUGCGGGCGAAGUCGAGUUUCGGAUUUGCAUUGAUGUUCUUUGUCGCUUUUAUUAUUCUUUUUUGUUAAAUUGUUAUCAAGUAGUAUGUGCCAGAUCCUGAAUUUUCUCUGUUCGUUAUCGCCGUCGGGGGUCAGAUGCCGGGGCUUCACGAAGCUGAUUUUCUUCGGUAUAGAUUUUAUGAGCGUUGGGGUACGAGCCACGGGAAUGUGUCUUCUCUGUGCUUGCUUCUAAUGAAUACCACUUUCUUACUUAAUGAUCGAAAGGUUGUUCAAUCAGUUGUUGAAUAUGUUAUCGUCAGAGAAAUCCUUCCCCAGUAAUAAUUAACAAAUAAGAUAUUUAAAUCUUUCCCAAUUUUCACAAGUUACACGUUUCUUCACCAUUUUUUUUUUUGGAAAAUCAUUAUAUAUGAAUAUGUCAGAGACCUGUGAAUCUUGAAGAAUUUUCCUAGUGGUAUAAUAAUAUUUGGGAUUCAUUGAAGCAUAUAUCAUCUGUCUUUCUGCAAAGAUUAUUUUCAUAAUGCAUGAAAACUUUUAUCGACAUAUUCUCCAGUUCUGAAUUUUUCUACCGAUUAUUAUGGAAAAUUAUAAUCUUGUUUACUGCCCAUCUCUUUAAAAAUAUAUUUUUUUUCUGAAGAUUUGUUGACUCUGAAAUGCAAAGUUCCGAUUUUGGCAAGCUAGAUGGUUUCAUCUGCUCAUUUUUGCAGAGUGUCUUGGGAAUCAUACUGGGUGGUGGAGCUGGGACUCGCUUGUACCCACUAACUAAGAAGCGAGCAAAGCCUGCUGUUCCGUUGGGAGCAAAUUACCGGCUGAUUGAUAUUCCUGUCAGCAACUGUUUGAACAGUAACAUCUCAAAGAUAUACGUGCUGACACAGUUCAACUCUGCUUCACUGAACCGUCACCUUUCACGGGCGUAUGGUAACAACAUUGGUGGAUACAAGAACGAAGGUUUUGUGGAAGUCCUUGCUGCUCAGCAGAGCCCUGAGAACCCUAACUGGUUUCAGGUAAUUAAUAUAUUAUUUAAAUUUAUCUCUCUAAAAUGUCUUUAAAUGAUUCUGUAAUUAAUAUAUUAUUUAAAUCGAUAAAUGUUACCUUUCACUCCUUUGAGUUAAGUUGGGGAUUUCCCGGGACACGUUUUUUUUUUUUUUUUUUUUUUUUUUGCAUUUCUCAUGGGAUUUAAUUUUCAGGGAACUGCGGAUGCUGUGAGACAGUACCUGUGGCUUUUUGAGGAGCAUAAUGUCAUGGAGUUCCUUAUUCUUGCUGGAGAUCAUUUAUAUCGUAUGGAUUAUGAGAGGUUCAUUCAAGCACACAGAGAAACAGAUGCAGAUAUCACAGUGGCAGCUCUUCCCAUGGAUGAAAAGCGGGCUACUGCCUUUGGUCUGAUGAAAAUUGACGAAGAAGGCCGGAUAAUUGAGUUUGCUGAGAAGCCAAAGGGGGAGCAACUCAAAGGAAUGAAGGUCAGUUCGCCUGAAAGCAUUCCUGAUACUCCCCUGCCAUGACCACAAGUGCUUAUAGAAAACCCAUUCAACUGUGUAUCUUGCUGCAGGUCGAUACAACGAUAUUAGGCCUGGAUGACGAGAGAGCUAAAGAAAUGCCUUUCAUUGCCAGUAUGGGCAUUUAUGUUGUCAGCAAGGAUGUAAUGCUGAACCUCCUAAGUAAUGAGUUUCCAGGGGCUAAUGACUUCGGAAGUGAAGUCAUACCUGGUGCUACUUCUAUUGGCUUGAGGGUAUCUCUCUCUCUCUCUCUUCAGUUAUCUGUCUUAUUUCAUUCUUGUAAAAUUCCAUUCAAGGCAGUAGUACCCCAGAUUGGCAUGUUGCCUCAUCCCAACAGUGAUUUAGAGUUCCUUGUGUUGCGAAGCCAUCUCAGAUUUCUCAUCAAUACCAUUAUUGGCAGGUUCAAGCCUACCUGUUUGAUGGGUACUGGGAAGACAUUGGUACCAUUGAAGCAUUCUACAAUGCAAACCUUGGGAUCACGAAGAAACCAAUCCCAGAUUUCAGGUACAUCUAUCUCAAUGGUCACUGAGUAGAGCCCAUUAAUCAAUCAAUCCCAUGCUCUUCCGUCCCUCCCCUCCCUCACCUCAGCUUCUGGUCUCUGCCAUUGUAAUCUGCAGCUUCUAUGACCGUUCCUCACCAAUCUACACCCAACCUCGGUAUCUCCCACCUUCCAAGAUGCUGGAUGCUGAUGUUACAGAUAGUGUUAUUGGCGAAGGCUGUGUGAUCAAGGUAAGCCGAUACUGGCUAUGCUACUGUUGCUUUCUGAGUUCUGACCACCUCGUCUCUGCUUCCCACCCCAGAACUGCAAGAUUCACCACUCUGUAGUCGGUCUGCGCUCCUACAUCUCUGAGGGCGCAAUCAUAGAAGACACCUUGCUCAUGGGAGCUGACUACUAUGAGGUACCAUUCUUCCCAGACCAACAGAACUUCUGAAAAAAGAAUAAAAAUGAUUUUUUUUUUUCUGCAUGAUCACUCCAUGGAGUAGAUUUCCGCAUCUGGGUUACUGUUCAUUCCUUUUAUGGAAUGUGUCUUGAUGGCUGAUCAUGGUUCUCUGGCAGACGGAUGCCGACAAGAGGUUCCUGGCAGCCAAGGGCAGCGUCCCAAUUGGAAUAGGGAAGAACACCCACAUCAAGAAGGCGAUCAUCGACAAGAAUGCUCGGAUCGGCGACAAUGUGAAGGUGUUUUUUUCGAGAGUUCUCUCAGUCACCAGUUUUGACUCCUCCAGUUCAAAAUGGGAGCUUUCUUCUCAUCCCGGGUCCGAUUUGUGCAGAUUGUCAACUCCGACAACGUGCAAGAAGCUGCAAGGGAAACAGACGGCUAUUUCAUCAAGAGCGGCAUCGUGACAAUCAUCAAGGAUGCUCUGAUCCCCAGCGGAACCAUCAUAUGA
Molecule: messenger RNA, 3224 nt
Organism: Spirodela intermedia
Lineage: Eukaryota; Viridiplantae; Streptophyta; Magnoliopsida; Alismatales; Araceae
Source: the annotation of a GenBank genome assembly